Messenger RNA from Rhipicephalus microplus (southern cattle tick), 1263 nucleotides. Its product is annotated as translin-associated protein X-like. NCBI's taxonomy places the organism in Eukaryota, Metazoa, Arthropoda, Arachnida, Ixodida, Ixodidae. The record is from RefSeq and is a predicted model, not a curated record. Gene Ontology annotation, molecular function: sequence-specific DNA binding.
CGUUGCGUAGCGUUGGUGUUCGCUGUAUGUCAUUAAAAAUGUUCUAACUGCAGGUAAUCUAUUUGACUCUCGUAUAUACUUACCCGUCGAAAUAGGGCAUUGCGCGGCAUUCGAUUUGUUUUAACGGUGCCGCUUUGACAAGACAACGCUUUGCAUCGUGUUGUGCUCGCGCGAGUUUGUGUUGGCUGAACUUUUCUCGAGCCACUUGAAUAAUGACGGGUGAUGGCAAAAAUCACGACAAGGGUCACCACAGUCGAGGUCAUGACAGGGGCCAUAACAGAGGGGGCCACGACAGGAGUGGUCACUGGUCCUCGCGCAACAGGCAGCGCAGGUCUGAUGAAAAACGGAACUCGGACGUCGACGAGUCCCUGGCCGUGGUGAAGAUGUUCCGGGCGUUCCAGGUGGAACUCGACGACCGCUACGACCGUUACGAGCGCCUCGUCAAGCUGGGCCGCGACGUCACCAUCGAGAGCAAGCGCAUCAUCUUCCUGCUUCAUCGCAUAAUGAAGGAUGAUCAGAAGGACAAGGUGCUUGGUGAAGCCGACCAGAAGCUCUGCGAACUCAGCUUGUUCUCACUGCGAGAGAUUGCGAUGGAGCUGAGGGGGCAAAGCUACUACCAGUACCUCAGGGCAUUUUCGCCAGGUAUCCAGGAGUACGUCGAAGCGCUGACUUUCUUUCACUACAUCAAAGACGGCCACCUGGUCACCCUGGACGAGAUCCACAAGAACCUCGUGUACUUGGAACAGUCAGAGGCAGCUGAGAGUGAGAUGGGCGACGAGCCCGCAGCGCAGGCGCCGCCCGGCAAGUUCUCACUGGAGAUUGUCCCGUUGGACUACAUGCUGGGCAUCGCCGACCUUACGGGGGAGCUGAUGCGCAAGUGCAUCAACGCAGUUGGCCAGGGAGACCUGGAGGAACCAUUUGUGCUGUGCCGUUUCCUGCGUGACAUGUACACGGGCUUUCUUGGCUACGGCAACACCGGGGGUCGAGAGAUCAGCCGCAAGGUGUGGACGCUCUUCCAGAGCGUCCGUAAGGUUGAGAAUGCCUGCUACACAAUCAAGGUGCGUGGCUCGGAGGUGCCGAACCACGUGCUCGCCGAUAUGUUCUACGCUCCACUUCCCGAGAAGGAAUCUCCGGACUGCGGUUAAGCCACACGUUCCUUCUAGGGACGUGCUCUCCAUGCAUUUAUUUUUUAUUGCGUGUGCAAGUAGACAUUGCCAUUUGAUUGUUGGACUGUAAUAAAGGAUGUUCCAAGUUUAUUCACCA